UCACUCGACACUCACCUCUGGGUUGCCGCCAUUUCGGAGAAAGAAAACCCGAGAAGAUCAACGGCCUCCGUAUCGAAGAAGGAAAACCCCAGAAGAUCGACGGCCCUCGUUCAUUCUCUCCCUCACAGUCUUGCCAAGCUAACGAUCAUCGCCCGACACUCCGUCUUCUGCACCGUAUCCAUUCCGUCACCCGAAACCCUAGUCGUCCGAAUCAUUGUCCGCCCUGGCCAAUCCGGACCUUGGUCGCUAAGCGUUCCAGAGAAGAUCGGUUUGCUGCUCUGGAGAUGGAGACGCUCGCUGCGGCGUCGGAGCAGGUCUACACUUCUUCGACGAAGCAGCGGGUGAAAAUCUUCCGGGAAGAUGUUUUCUCAAUCGUCCAACAGAACAAAGGCGAAAUGCCACCCGAUGUUGCAUCAUCUCUAGUUGAUAUUGUAUUUAAGACAUUAUUUGUUUAUGAUGAUCGGACAUCAGGAGAGGCUGUAGAUUAUAUUGUUAUUAAAGCACUUGGGGAAGACGCGUUUAUGAAAAGCUUUGCUGCCAGGCUUGUUCAGUUUGUGGAAAAGCAGUUCAAGGCCCGAACCCCUUUUUGUUGUUACAGGCUGCUUAAAUGGUCAUUCAUGCUUCUGAGAUGGAGCCGGUUCACCAUUGUCUCAAAGAAUGGAUUUUCAAAAAUUGCUACUUUACAAUCAUCUCUGCUUUGUACUCUUUCUCAGGGCCCUCUUCGUGUGCAUAGAGCUAGUAGGAGAGCAUUUUUUCAGUUUAUAACUGAGGUACAAGAUGUCUACAAACUUUAUAUGGAAGAGUUGAAAGAUUCUAGAUUGUCUCUUGGUGAUGGUGCCGGUAUGAUUGAGCUUCUGUUAGAUUAUUCAACGAGGACACCUUCUAUUUUGGAGCAAUACAAGUCCCUGUUUGUUGAUCUAUAUGUAAAAAUGGUUUUGAGUGCAAGGGAGAGACCACAGAAGUUCGUCAGUGAAGCAUUUUGCCCACUUUUCAAGCAUUUGACACAUGAGGAUUUCAGGACGAUUGUGUUACCAGCCUCCAUUAAAAUGCUUAAACGCAGCCCUGAACUUGUGCUGGAGUCUAUAGGACUGCUUUUGAAAUCAGUAAACCUUGAUUUGAGUAAAUACACUACUGACCUUCUUCCAGUAGUCUUACAGCAGGCUCGUCAUUCAGAUGAAGGAAGGAGAGCUGAGGCUACUGCCAUUGUUGGGUAUAUGAGCCAUAAGUGCAGCAAUCCAGAUGUUGCAGCAAUAAUGUUCAAGUCUAUCAGUUCCAUCAUUAGUGGUUCUGAGGGUAAAUUAACUUUUCCUUAUCAGAGAAUAGGAAUGUUUAAAUCACUUCAGGAGCUCUCGAAGUUCCCUGGGGGUAAAAUGAUGGACAAUGUGGCUUCUUCAGUUUGUAGCUUUUUGGUGUCAAGCUACAAGGAAGAUGGAAGUGAGGAAGUGAAGAUAGCAAUUCUAGCAGCUAUGUCCUGUUGGGCAGCAAGAUCUGCAGAAGUUAUUAAAUCUGAUGUUAUUUCAUUUCUGGCUAAUGGGCUUAAAGAAAAAGAAGCUUUAAGGAGGGCAUAUCUCCGGUGCCUGAGGAACAUGUUCAAGAAUCCUGAUGCACCAGUGAAGGUGCAGAAUCUGUUAGAGCCACUUGUCCAACUUGUGAAAACUGGUUUCACAAAACCCACACAACGGUUAGAUGGUAUUUAUGCUCUUCUAUUACUGGGAAAAAUGGUUUCUCUAGAUGCAAAAUCAGAGGAAAUUGUGUUGAAGGAGAAGAUGUGGCAAGUAGUCUCUCAAAACGAUGCAUCCGUUGUGCCUCUCUCUCUGGCUAUGAAACUGCCAGCUGAAGAUUGCAUUGCAUGUAUGGAUCUUGUUGAGAUGCUACUUGUUGAACACCCAAGCAGGGUGAACGAGAUGUUGUCAACCAAACAACUAUUACAGUUGGUGAUACACUUAAUUUGCCAUCCAAUAUGGGAAGUCCGUAGACUAUCUUUAGACAGUGUUAGACGGAUACUUAUCUCUUCCCCCCAGUUGUCAGGAACUUUCCUGCUGGAAUUUAAAGAUUAUUUAUCACUAGUUGCUGACAGAGUGCACAUUUUGAAGGCAAGUGAUGCAGAGAAUUCCUUAGAUGCACAGUUACAAUUUGUUCCAUCAGCUGAGGUUCUGGUGAAGGCUUUGCUCGCGAUACCCUCAGCGACUAUGUCAAAGGAUUUCAAUUGUUGGAAAAGGCUUUUCCUUUUAGCUCAUCAUCCCUGCAUUUGUACUGGGGCAAGAAAAAAUACAGUUUGGAAGAGACUGCAGAGGAGUGCACAGAGGCAUGGGCAUGAUAUCAUCAGUACCCUUUCAAGCCAAAUUAAAACUCUAACCAAGGAUUUGUUUGGACAAACUGGUCUACUAAGUGGGAAUCCAUUGGAGCAAGAUGCUGCUUUGCAUUCGUCCUCAACCUUGAUGUUUUUAUUUCCAAAAGAUACAUUUUCGGAGUUUGAGGAGUAUCUGAGGCAGCUCCCUGAUUGGUCUUUGCAUGAUAAACUUUCCGAGAAUGACAUCCAGAUCUUUCGUACGGCAGAGGGCAUGCUUUCCAGCGAACAGGGUGUUUAUAUUGCGGAGUCUGUGGCUGAUCGAAAUGUGAAGCAUGCAAAGGGACGUUUUCGGAUGUAUGAUGAUGAUGAUGAUAAGUCGGAUCAUGUCAAAACUGGUCCACCAAGGGAGACAAAUAGAAGAGAGCCAUUGAGCACUGGGAAGAAGGACCCAAAGGGAACAAAAAAAAAUGUAAUGAAUGCAGACAGAGUGAAAAGUGCUAAGGAAGAGGCACGAGAAUUACUACUUAAGGAGGAAUCUAUUGUUCGAGAUAGAGUUCGACAUAUACAGAGCAAUUUAACUAUCAUGUUAAGAGCUUUGGGGGAAAUGGCUAUAGCAAAUCCAAUUUUUGCUCAUGGUCAACUUCAACUCAUGGCUGGUUUUGUAAAUCCUUUAAUGCGUUCACCAAUUGUAAAUGAUGUUGCUUUCGAGACGAUGGUGAAACUUGCAAGGUGCAUAGCUCCUCCAAUUGUUCAUUUGGCACCUGAAAUUGCUGCAGCCUUACGUUUGGUUGCUACUGAUCCGACAUCUUUUAUGCACGAGUUGGUACCUUUGAUGGCUGAUGAGGAGAUCCAUGGGAAACAAGCUGUUGGUUUGUUGGAGGGCAUUGUGGAAGGUUUGGUGGAAGCAUGUAAAUCUGGACCACUCCCUGUGGAUUCAUUUGUUUUUCUUUUCCCGAUUCUGGAGCAGAUUCUUUCAUCAAUGAAGAAAACUAGGCUUCAUGAUAACGUUCUUCAUAUAAUUUCAAUGCACAUGGACCCAAUGCUGCCUCUUCCCAGACUUCGCAUGUUAUCUGUUCUCUAUCAUGUUCUUGGUAUUGUUCCAGCAUAUCAGGGCUCAAUUGGACGAAUGCUAAAUGAGUUGUGUUUAGGGAUACAACCACAUGAAUUGGCAUCAGCACUUGUUGGGGUGUAUGCUAAAGAUGCUCACGUAAGGCUUGCUUGCCUAAAUGCUGUCAAGUGCAUUCCAUCAGUUGCAAGUCGUUCUCUUCCUCAAAAUGCCGAUGUUGCAACACAUAUUUGGAUAGCUUUACACGAUCGAGAAAAGUUAAUUGCAGAAGUUGCAGAGGAUAUCUGGGAUCGUUAUGGCUAUGAUUUUGGGGCUGAUUAUUCUGGACUUUUUGCUGCCCUUUCUCAUAUAAACUUUAAUGUAAGGGAGGCAGCCGCAGAGGCAUUAGCUGCAGCGCUGGAUGAAAAUCUUGAUUCUAUACAGGAAACCCUUUCAAAUUUAUUUUCACUGUAUAUUCAUGAUAUUGGAGCUAUAGGAGAUGGAACAGAUAUAAACUGGCUUGGUAGACAAGGAAUAGCCUUGGCUUUAUACUCAUCUGCUGAUGUUUUGAGAACUAUGGAUCUUCCUGUGGUCAUGACAUUUUUAAUAUCCCGUGCACUGGCUGACCCUAAUAUGGAUGUUCGUGCCAGAAUGAUAGAUGCUGGUAUCGUGAUUGUUGACAAACAUGGGAAGGAUAAUGUCUCCCUUUUGUUUCCUAUUUUUGAGAACUACUUGAAUAAGAAGGCUUCUGAUGAGGAGAAAUAUGACUUAGUUCGUGAGGGUGUUGUCAUUUUCACUGGUGGUCUUGCAAAGCAUUUGGACAAGGAUGAUCCAAAGGUGCAUGCGGUUAUUGAGAAAUUAUUAGAUGUAUUAAGCACUCCGUCCGAGUCGGUUCAGCGAGCAGUCUCAAAUUGUUUGCCUCCAUUGAUGCGUUCAAAACAGGAUGAUGCCCAAGCACUUGUCUCUAGACUUUUAGACAAGUUAAUGCACAGUGAUAGAUAUGGAGAUCGUCGUGGAGCAGCUUUUGGACUUGCAGGGGUUGUUAAAGGCCUAGGUAUUCCAAGUUUGAAGAAAUUUGGAAUUGUCUCUGUGCUUAGGGAGGGUAUGGAAGACAGGAACUCUGCAAAAUCACGGGAGGGGGCGUUGCUUGGGUUUGAAUGUCUUUGUGAGAAGUUAGGUCGACUUUUUGAACCCUAUGUGAUCCAGAUUUUACCCUUGCUCUUGAUUUCUUUCUCUGACCAAGUUUCUGCUGUACGUGAGGCUGCUGAAUGUGCUGCCCGUGCAAUGAUGUCUCAAUUAACUGGUUACGGUGUCAAGCUUGUCCUGCCCUCUCUUCUGAAGGGACUGGAGGACAAAGCAUGGAGAACCAAGCAAAGUAGCGUUCAGCUUCUUGGCGCAAUGGCUUAUUGUGCUCCUGAACAGCUGUCCCAGUGCCUCCCAAAAAUUGUACCCAAACUUACUGAGGUUUUGACUGAUACACACCCCAAAGUUCAGUCAGCUGGGCAAAUGGCCCUUCAACAGGUUGGAAGUGUGAUAAGGAAUCCCGAGAUAUCUUCACUGGUUCCUACACUGCUGUUGGGUCUUACUGAUCCUAAUGAGUACACAAGGCACUCACUUGAUGUUCUUCUCCAGACUACUUUUGUCAACUCAGUUGAUGCACCGUCACUUGCAUUAUUGGUACCUAUCGUACACCGUGGCCUCAGGGAAAGGAGUGCUGACACUAAGAAGAAAGCGGCACAGAUAGUGGGGAACAUGUGUUCCUUGGUGACAGAGCCAAAGUACAUGAUUCCUUACAUAGGCCUGCUCAUUCCUGAAGUUAAGAAGGUUCUUGUUGAUCCUAUUCCAGAAGUUCGUUCGGUAGCUGCCAGAGCUCUUGGGUCACUUAUAAGAGGCAUGGGUCAGGAACACUUCCCAGAUCUUGUACCAUGGUUACUGGAUACUCUUAAAUCAGAUAGUAGUAAUGUCGAGCGCUCUGGAGCUGCCCAAGGAUUGAGUGAGGUUUUGGCAGCGUUGGGCAAGGACUAUUUUGAUCAGGUUCUUCCUGAUGUCAUUCGAAACUGUUCUCAUCCGAAGGCAUCUGUACGGGAUGGGUAUCUCACACUAUUCAAGUAUCUACCAAGAUCUUUGGGUGGCAUCUUCCAAAAUUACCUGCAGCAAGUUCUCCCUGCUAUUUUAGAUGGUCUUGCCGAUGAGAAUGAAUCUGUGCGUGAUGCAGCUCUCAGUGCAGGUCAUGUCCUGGUUGAGCAUUAUGCAACAACGUCAUUGCCUCUUCUACUUCCUGCUGUGGAAGAUGGAAUUUUCAAUGACAAUUGGCGCAUUCGGCAGAGUUCUGUUGAGCUUCUUGGUGAUCUUCUUUUCAAGGUUGCGGGAACAUCUGGCAAAGCAAUUCUUGAAGGUGGCAGUGAUGAUGAGGGUUCAAGUACUGAGGCACAUGGACGGGCAAUUAUUGAGGUUUUAGGAAGAGAGAAACGAAAUGAAGUUCUGGCUGCUGUUUAUAUGGUCAGGACAGAUGUCAGCUUGUCAGUCCGCCAGGCUGCCUUGCAUGUCUGGAAGACAAUUGUAGCAAAUACUCCAAAGACUUUGAAAGAAAUAAUGCCUGUUUUGAUGAAUACACUUAUAUCAUCACUUGCCUCCACAUCAUCUGAAAGGCGACAGGUUGCAGGAAGAUCUCUUGGAGAACUUGUUCGUAAGCUUGGUGAACGUGUCCUCCCAAUGAUUAUACCGAUUCUUUCCCAAGGUUUGAAGGAUCCAAACCCAAGCCGGAGACAGGGUGUGUGUGUUGGGCUUAGUGAAGUCAUGGCAAGUGCUGGUAGGCACCAGUUGUUGGCUUUCAUGGAUGAGCUCAUACCUACAAUUCGAGCUGCUCUUUGUGAUAGUAUGCCUGAGGUUCGUGAAUCUGCUGGAUUGGCAUUUGGCACUCUUUAUAAGAACGCAGGAAUGCAAGCGGUUGAUGAAAUUGUUCCUACACUUCUUCAUGCUCUAGAGGAUGAUGAGACAUCUGGCACUGCACUUGAUGGUCUCAGACAAAUACUGAGUGUAAGGACUACGGCUGUUUUGCCGCACAUUUUGCCAAAACUAGUGCAAGUCCCUCUCUCUGCAUUUAAUGCUCAUGCAAUUGGAGCAUUGGCAGAGGUUGCUGGCCCUGGCUUAAAUGGACACCUUGGUUCUAUUAUUCCUGCGUUACUUUCUGGCAUGGGUAGUGAUAAUGAGGAUACCCGAACUUUGGCUAAAAAGGCUGGAGAAACGGUUGCUCUGGUGAUUGACGAGGAGGGCAUUGAUCCGUUGAUCUCAGAGCUCCUCAAAACCCUUGGUGAUAGCCAGGUAUAUAUGAGGAGCGCCUCGGUGUAUUUAAUUGGGUACUUUUUCAAGAACAGUGAUUUGUAUUUGGUUGAUGAGGCUCCCAACAUAAUAUCAACUCUUAUAGUUAUGCUUACAGAUACAGAUUCUGCUACAGUUAUGGGUGCUUGGGAAGCCUUGGGAAAGGUUGUUGCAUCAGUACCGAAGGAAGUACUUCCAUCUUAUAUUAAACUGGUACGUGAUGCUGUGUCAACAGCUAGAGACAAGGAACGGAGGAAGCGAAAGGGUGGGCCUAUUGUAAUUCCUGGCUUCUGUCUUCCCAAAGCGCUUCAACCAUUGUUGCCAAUUUUUCUUCAGGGUCUUAUCAGUGGUUCAGCUGAAUUAAGAGAGCAAGCUGCUGAAGGAUUAGGAGAAUUGGUUGAUGUUACUGGUGAAAAAGCACUCAAGGAAUUUGUUGUUCCUAUUACUGGGCCUCUUAUUAGGAUCAUUGGUGAUAGAUUUCCUUGGCAGGUUAAAAGUGCUAUUCUGUCCACUUUGUGCAUCAUAAUAAGCAAAGGAGGUGUUGCAUUGAAGCCAUUCCUUCCACAGCUUCAAACAACUUUUAUCAAAUGCCUGCAAGACAAUGCUAGGACCGUCCGUUCAAGUGCUGCUUUAGCACUAGGGAAACUUAGUGCUCUUAGUACGCGUGUAGAUCCUUUGGUUGGUGAUCUACUUUCAUUAUUGCAGGCGUCCGAUGGUGGUGCACGUGAAGCUGUGUUGGUUGCUCUAAAGGGUGUGGUGAAACAUGCUGGAAAGAUUGUUAGCAGUCCUGUUCGCUCUCGUGCAUUAACUCUUCUAAAGGAUUUAAUACAGCUUGAGGAUGAUCAUAUUCGAAGUUCAGCUGCAGGUGUUUUGGGUACACUGUCUCAGUACAUGGAUGACGGGGAAAUGCUUGAUCUUGCACAAACUUUGGCAACCAUGGGUUUGUCACAGAGCUGGUUUAUCAGACAUGGUUCCAUCUUGACAUUCUCUUCCAUAUUCUUGCAUAGUCCCUCUAUUUUGUGCACCUGUACUGCCUACCCAGUGGUUGUCAGUCGCUUAAAAGAUGCUUUGGAAGAUGACAAGUUUCCAAUUCGUGAGACAGCAAAUAGAGCAUUGGGGAGGCUUCUAGUGUAUCAGGUUCAAAGUGAAGGUGCACAUGGGCCAUCAGAACUCGUUCCUUGUCUAGUGUCUACAUUGCGUGAUGACUCCAGUGAAGUGAGAAGAAGAGCUUUAUCUGGUGUUAAAGCAAUUGCUAAGGCAAAUCCGUCUGCUCUAUGUCCCUUCUUAACAAUUGUUGGACCUGCCCUUGCUGAGUGCCUGAAGGAUGGGAAUACACCUGUGCGGCUUGCUGCCGAGCGAUGUGCUCUGCAUGUGUUUCAGUUGACUAAAGGCUCAGAGCAUGUUCAAGCUUCUCAGAAGUACAUCACAGGCUUGGACGCCAGGCGAAUCUCAAAGCUUCCAGAGGACAGCGAUGACAGUGAGGAUGGUGAGGAGGAUAUGCCGAAGUAACCAUGUUGAUGUACCAAUGUGUUCGAUUAUGAUGUAUUUUUUCUUGGAGGUGGAAUUGAUUGCCGUGCUCCAGCUGUCUCCAGCUCAUGCUUGUCAAAUCUGAGGUUUUUAUACCCCAGGAAAUGCUGCAUGUGCACCAAAUUAUUCAUUGCUCUGAUGCUCAUGCAGUCAGAAGUGUGAACUUUUUCCCAGCCAAGUAUGUUUCGGUUUUGUACAAUAUGAGAGAGAGAGAGAGAGAGAAGGGCAAACAUCGAGUUGAAAUUUUGCGGGAUGAAGCCCAGUUUAUUGUUUGAGUUUUCAAUGAUCAUGAAUAAAUGAAAGUUUGAAUUUUCACCUCA
Messenger RNA from Nymphaea colorata (pocket water lily), 8500 nucleotides. RefSeq names its product protein ILITYHIA. Gene Ontology annotation, molecular function: protein kinase regulator activity. The transcript has 60 exons. Gene Ontology annotation, biological process: regulation of translation; cellular response to amino acid starvation. Gene Ontology annotation, cellular component: cytosol. The record is from RefSeq and is a predicted model, not a curated record. Lineage: Eukaryota; Viridiplantae; Streptophyta; Magnoliopsida; Nymphaeales; Nymphaeaceae. Bases 285 to 8162 code for a protein of 2625 amino acids.